This is a messenger RNA of Lactuca sativa (garden lettuce), 2370 nucleotides long. RefSeq lists its product as uncharacterized. Lineage: Eukaryota; Viridiplantae; Streptophyta; Magnoliopsida; Asterales; Asteraceae. Gene Ontology annotation, molecular function: protein dimerization activity. The record is from RefSeq and is a predicted model, not a curated record.
AUGGAGAAAGCUGAAGAGAAACAAAAAGAUGCGAAAAAAGUGAAAAAGCUGAAAGACAUCAUGGAGAGUAGUUAUGGAUCAGCUCCAACAACUACUUCUGCACCUUCAACAACUAGUAAAAUGAGAAAAAAUGCUAGUGGGGCCAGAACUGAUCCUGGUUGGAAGCAUGGUUUAGAUAUGCAUGAUCGGAAAGUCAAGUGUAAAUUUUGUAACUCUGUAUGCUCUGGUGGGAUUUUCAGAUUCAAACAUCACUUAGCUCGCACACGUAAUAAUGUCGCGCCUUGUGAUAAAGUUCCCGAAAAUGUUAGGCUCGAAUUUUGUCGGUUAUUAGAAGAGAAUGAUAUGGUAACAAAGAAAAAGAGAGGUGCCUUUUCAACCAGUGAAGAUGAUGAGGUCUAUGAGAGGCAAGCUAGAGGAAGUAACUUGGAAAACAAUGUAACGAAAAAAGGAAAGGUUCAAAGCACAAUGAAUUCUAUUUUCAAGAAGGAAGAACGUGAAAGAGUUUGCCAACAAAUUGCAAGGUUUUUCUACACAAGUGCCAUCCCUUUUAACUGUGUAAAAAAUCCCGAGUUUCGAAAAAUGAUUGAAAUGAUUGGUGAAUUUGGGAGAGGCCUUAAUCCUCCUUCUUACCAUGAAAUACGAGUCACAAUGUUGAAAAAGGAAGUUGAUUACACCAAAUCAUUAAUGGAAGAUUACAAAAAGGAGUGGAAGAAGACCGGUUGCACACUUAUGAGUGAUGGAUGGAGUGAUCGAAAAAACCGGUCAAUAUGUAAUUUUCUUGUAAAUAGUCCUAGAGGAACUAUAUUUUUAGCAUCAAUCGACACAUCUGACAUUAUCAAGACGAAGGAGAAAGUAUUUGCAAUGUUAGAUGACUUUGUUGAAAAAAUAGGUGAAGAAAAUGUGGUUCAGGUGGUCACGGAUAAUGCUGCUAACUAUAAGGCUGCUGGGGAGAUGUUGAUGCAAAAGAGAAAGAAGCUGUUUUGGACACCAUGUGCAGCUCAUUGUAUAGAUCUAAUGUUGGAGGAUUUUGAGAAAAAGAUUGAAGAACAUAAGGUGACAAUUACAAAGGGAAGAAAGAUAACAAGUUUCAUCUAUAAUAGGUCACGACUAAUUUGCUUGUUGAAAGAGUUUACAAAAGGGAAAGAGCUCCUUAGGCCUGGAGCAACUAGAUUUGCCACAUCUUAUCUUACACUUGGUCGCUUGUUUGAGCUGAAAAGUGCAUUGAUCUCAUUUUUUGCAUCUGAAAAAUGGUUGUCUACUAACUAUGCAAGUACUGACACCGGAAAAGAUGUUGAGGAUAUAGUUAUGGACACUGCAGGAUUUUGGUCAUCAGUUAUCACAUGCCUUAGGGCUGCAAAACCCUUAAUGAAGGUUCUUCGAUUGGUUGAUUCAGAUUCUAAACCAGCUAUGGGCUUCAUUUACCAAGCCAUGGUAAAUGCAAAGAAAGAAAUUAAAGCAAACUUCAAAGAUAUCCAAACAAGGUAUGUACCUAUUUAUGAUAUCAUUGAUGAUAGAUGGUAUAAUCAGAUGAAUAGGGCACAACAUGUGGCGGGUUAUUACUUGAACCCACAGAUGCAAUAUAGUGAUGAUUUUGAGAAUAAUGGUUGGAUCAAAAGUGGAUUGUACAUGUGCCUAGAAAGAAUAUGUGGUGCUGAUGAGAACCUAGCGAAGACGAUUGAUUGUCAGUUUGAUCAAUUCACUAAUGCAAGAGGUCACUUUGGUCUUAAUGUAGCUAAGCUAACAAGGAAAGAAAAAUCACCGGUUGAUUGGUGGGAUUCCUAUGGAGAUGACACGCCCGAGUUGAAAAAUUUUGCAAUGAGAAUUUUGAGCUUGACAUGUUCUUCAUCUGGUUGUGAAAGGAAUUGGAGUGCCUUUGAGAUGGUACAUUCUAAGAGAAGAAACCGACUACAACAACAAAAGAUGAAUGAUCUUGUGUAUGUUAUGUACAAUUUGAAGCUGAAUGGAAGAGAUGAAAAUAAAGGAAAGGGGCAUGAUGGACUUGAGACAUUAAAUCUUGAUGAUGUUAGUUCUGACGAUGAAUGGAUUACUGAAGAACCGUCUUCUAUUCAUGAUGUAAAUGAUGAUGAUGAUUUUCUUGAAAGGGCUAUAAGAGAUCAAUUGUGUGCGGGUGAUCGAAGAGAUUUAGGAGAAGAUAUUUUGGAUUUAGAAGAGGAAGAUGAUUUGGAUGCACAAUUUGUUAUGUUAGACUAGAUUAAAUGGUAUUUGUGUUGACUAAUAUUUUGAAUUUAGAGGAGGAUGAUGAUCUGGAUGUAGUACUUUUUGUUAUCUUAUACUAGAUUAAAUGGUAGUUGUGUUGUGACCAAUGUUUUGAACUUUUUAUAGUUUUAGAAUGGAAAACUUGGUGUUGGA